Messenger RNA from Cavia porcellus (domestic guinea pig), 9172 nucleotides. RefSeq names its product oligodendrocyte transcription factor 2 (gene Olig2). Lineage: Eukaryota; Metazoa; Chordata; Mammalia; Rodentia; Caviidae. The record is from RefSeq and is a predicted model, not a curated record. Bases 266 to 1237 code for a protein of 323 amino acids. Gene Ontology annotation, cellular component: nucleus. Gene Ontology annotation, molecular function: E-box binding; DNA-binding transcription factor activity, RNA polymerase II-specific; protein dimerization activity. The transcript is spliced from 2 exons. Gene Ontology annotation, biological process: axon development; oligodendrocyte cell fate specification; oligodendrocyte differentiation.
CGAGCCCGACUCAUUGGCGCGGCUGCCCCUCCAGGACACGCACAUUGUUCCCCGCCCUCGAUCCGCCACCGCCGGCGGCGUCGCCGCCUACACCGGGCUAUAAAAAAAGCUUGGGAGCUCGGAAAGGUACAGAUGCUUAUUUUAGAUCCGCGGCACUCCAGCGCCGGGCGCCAGGAUUGAGCAAGUUCCUAAAACUGAAUCCGCACUCUAAGGGUCCUGGGAGCAAAGACCUUGCCACUAAAAGCUGCGACUAUUCCCCGGGGCCAUGGACUCGGACGCCAGCUUGGUGUCCAGUCGCCCGUCGUCGCCAGAGCCCGAUGACCUUUUUCUGCCGGCCCGGGGCAAGGGCAGUAGUGGCAGCGGCUUCACCGGGGGCACCGUGUCUUCGUCUACGCCGAGCGACUGCCCGCCGGAGCUGGGCACUGAGCUGCGUGGCACCAUGGGCGCGGUGGGCACUCAUCCUGGGGACAAGCUGAGUGGCGGUGGCUUUAAGUCAUCCUCCUCCAGCACUUCAUCAUCCACGUCGUCGGCGGCCGCGUCGUCCACCAAGAAGGACAAGAAGCAGAUGACCGAGCCGGAGCUGCAGCAACUGCGCCUCAAGAUCAACAGCCGCGAGCGCAAGCGCAUGCACGACCUGAACAUCGCCAUGGACGGCCUGCGCGAGGUCAUGCCGUACGCGCACGGCCCAUCGGUGCGCAAGCUCUCCAAGAUCGCCACGCUGCUCCUGGCGCGCAACUACAUCCUCAUGCUCACCAACUCGCUGGAGGAGAUGAAGCGACUGGUGAGCGAGAUCUACGGCGGCCACCACGCCGGCUUCCAUCCCUCGGCCUGCGGAGGCCUGGCGCACUCGGCGCCCCUGCCCGCGGCCACCGCGCACCCCGCUGCAGCCGCUCACGCCGCGCACCACCCGGCCGUGCACCACCCCAUCCUGCCGCCGGCUGCCGCCGCCGCCGCCGCCGCGGCCGCUGCAGCCGCAGUAUCCAGCGCCUCGCUGCCGGGCUCCGGGCUGUCGUCCGUGGGUUCCAUCCGGCCCCCGCACGGCCUGCUCAAGUCUCCGUCGGCGGCCGCGGCCACCCCUUUGGGGGGCGGCGGCGGCGGCAGCGGAGGCAGCGGCGGCUUCCAGCACUGGGGCGGCAUGCCCUGCCCGUGCAACAUGUGCCAGGUGCCGCCGCCGCACCACCACGUGUCGGCCAUGGGCGCGGGCAGCCUGCCGCGCCUCACCUCCGACGCCAAGUGAGCCCCGGCGCCCGCCCGCGUGUUCUGGCCAGCGAGCGAGGGUGGCCCGGUGGCCGCGGCGGAGCGAAGGAGCGAGGACUGCCCGGCGCUGGGGCUCGGGAGCUCGUAAAGAGCUCCGAGGAGGGGCGCAGGUCCUUGGGGUGUGGGUGGGUAUUGAUGGGGACCCUGGCCCCCCGGAACGGAGUCUUGGGAACCCACAGAACAGUGAGGAGUGAGAGGGCACUGUCUCCAGGACUUUCUUGAGCCCUCUGGCUUUAAACCGCGCCGGUCCGGGGGACAUUUUGUAAAAAGGCACCAUCUGCACCCUUGCCUGAAAUUCCUCUUCCCACCCCCAGGAAAAAGUUGCAAACUUGCGGUUUCCCCGCGAACCUGGCUUGACUCCUGGACUCGGGCAGCGCUUGGUGGAGGGUAGAGGGUGGGGGACACGUUAGGACUUUCUCUCCUUCCUUCUAGGCGGGCGGGACACUCGAGGCCUGCAGAAGCGACCUCAGGCCCUGGAAGGCCGUCGCUGGCCCAGGACCAGGGGCGAUGAGUUAUUUGCAAGCUGGCGUUGGUUGUACCUGAAGCACUUAGGGUUGGACGGGAUUUCCGGAUUUCCGGAUCUGGGCGCACCGCACCACCUCAGAACUGUGGCCGCACCUCUGGUCUCUCGUUGAAUUGGGGGUUUGUUGUUUUCCAAUCUGUGGAUGUUUCUGUUUUCAACAGUAUGAGCGAGCUUUAUAGUCGCUCAGACUAGAACCACUUGUGGAGUGGAAUAAUGCAACACUGCCGAUAUGGGGGAGGAAGCAGGUGUUUUUAGGUAUUAUUUUAAAAUAGAAACUGCCUUCCCCCCCCUUCUUUCCGUCGGGAGAACAAGGCGAUCUUGUUUCUUAGCCGUUUGGAGACAGUCCUUCAGUUAUUUGACAGAGCUAAAAGUAAGUCGGUGUGAAUAUAGUUUCAGGGUUCUGUUGGCUUUUUAAAACUCCUUUCUGGAUGUGUAAAUAUCAUAAAAAGGACGAGGUAAGUGCGCGAUGCUGAGCCCUUUGCUCACGUGAUGACUGCCAGCCAUGUGGAGGGUGAGCUGGUUUUCUCUCGGGUUUCUCUUUUGCCACGUUUAACACAAAUGGCAAACUUUCCCACGUGCUUCCUGCGCCCUGCAAGUCGCCAGGGCGCUGCCUGCGCUGCAGUCCGGGCUUCGAAGCCUCCGCUGCUGUGUAACAUCCUUCCUCCAAUCCAGCUGUCCCUUGCAGAGAGUGUAUCAUUUGUUUUAUUUUUGUAAAAAAAAAAAAAAAAAGAAAAAGAAAGAAAGAAAGAAAAACGAAAAAGAAAAGAAAAAAAGAAAAGUGCUAAAUAAUAUUUAUUACUUGUUUGGUUGCAAAAAAGCAAAUAAACGAUCAAGUGUUGGGGUUUUAAAUAAAACAAAGUAAGUCGGGCAUUUUUUCAUCUGUGUGAGUGGCUGGUGAAGGAUGCGACUCCUUGGGGCAGGACUUGGGAUCAUUUUUGUGGUUUUGUCCAGGAGAGGGAUUAAGAGCGUUGUUUAUUCUGUUCUCCUCUAAUCGGUCUCUAACUUACAUGCGCGGUCUCCGGCAGUGGGGGUGUUUAUCACAGGUUGCCUACCACCCUUGCUUCUAUUUUCUGGCACCUGGUUGAGAACUUCCUUUUCUUUAGUGAAGAUGGAACUAAUUUAAGGUUGAAAACGUCCUUCCCAGAGUGUGGCAGGUUGGGCCUGUGGACAGAGCUUGGGGUGCUGGGGGAUCCUCUUGGCCUGGACUGGGUUUCCUCUCUGCUCACUUGGGGUGGAUUUGCUUGGCUUCUGCUGGGAUCCAGAUGCCUUGAGUGCCAUGGAAUGCUACACUGGGUGUAAAGUGCUGCGGGAAUAUCGGAUCGAGGAACUCUUCUACCCUUUCUCUGUGCUUUCUACGACCUUCUCCCAGCAUCCAUCCGUCAGGAACUGCAGAGUGCCAGGUGCCCCGGAGCCUUGGGAAGUGGUGAGGUUUUCCAAUGUAGGCCCGGCACUUUGGCCUUUCCUGGGCCUUCUGUCUUCCGGUAGCCACUAGGUUGCUUACCACCCAGAGCUGCAAUGCAAACUUAGGAUAUGGGUCUUAUAAGAUUCCGAGUGGAAGUGAGACAAAGCUUCCUGUGUCCCAACCAAGGGCAGGGGCCAAUGCUGCUGCAGGCUCUCAGCCCAAGAGCUGGCCCAAGAAUGUACCCCCUGGAACGACAGCCUGGCAUGGCCCAGUAGACUGGUCUCCUGGCCUUGCCAUGUACAUCUCUAGUAGCCACCAGCAAAGACACUGGAACUUGGGGUGGCGAUUUCUCCUAUUGAAACCCCAUUUACUGAGUGCAGGCCAAGCCCAGCCCAUAUAAGCGUCUCUAACAGGGGCAUGAGAGUGUCAGUGCUGUAACUCCAAGACCACACUGCCCUUAACUGCAGGCACUCAGAGAUCCAGUACUUUUCACUAAAGGCUAAGAGGGAUUGGGGAAGGCAGAGCAGCUGGCGACACAGGGAGACAGAAUGAGCCCAGAGACAUAGAGGCAGAUGGGAUUCCAGGAAGACAGGGUGGAGCCCAGUCGUGUUUAUUCUAAAGUCUCAUGUGAAAUGUAGUAAACUUGCCAAGAGUUCAAAAUCUGGACCAGCUCCAGCCACAGACCCUGUAGAGGGAAGCUGGAGAUCCUACAGUGGAACAAGAACCCUGAGGUGGGGAUAGGGGACUGGCUGCGGUGUGGGCUUCAUCUCCAUAGCAAGGCAGGGUUUGUGCCUGGACAGACUGGGUGUGCAGGGCAUUCCAUAGCAUGAAAGGAUGGUUGUUGAAAGGAGAUACAUCAAGUCCUCCCUUCCGUGUGGGUCCCCAAGCUUUCAGCAGCUUCCAGCCACCAACUAGGCUCAACCCCAGCCAAAGGAGGGGCUGUGCCCAGUCUCUGCACCCCGACUCCACCCCAGCAGUCUGCUUAAACUGUGCACAGCCUAGCCAGCCCCACCUCCACCGUGAGACCCAGGCCCCCAGGCACCACCAGGAAUGUGCUGUGCACUGCAGGGCAGGUGGUUGCUUAGGUAGGGUACCCCAAAACUGGUGGGGCCAGGGAUGGAGCUCUCAGGCCAGCAGCCUGGCUUCCAAGAGCCAUGAAAAGAAGACUUCAAAAUUACUUGGACUUGAGUGGGCCCUUAAUUGGGGGCAGGCUCCCUACAAAAAGAAGGGAAGGGAAAGAGAGGUAGCACAGUGCUUUCUGCCUGGGUUGGCAAUCAAUGCUUGUUCCCCAGGGAGCAGCAGUCAGGAGAUUUGUUUCUAGUGCUGGGCUCCACUUCCUAUGUGGGCCCAGGACUGUAUGCUCCCCUACCUCUGUCCCCCCUACACACCCAGAUAGGCCGGAGCCACAGGAAAAGUGCCUUCCCUGGACUUAGUAUUGGAGGACUCACGCUAGGGUUGGGUACUUUUGAUGCCCACAGAAUUGGAAUUCUCCAUUCCAGGGAUAGAAGCAGAAGGGUGAAAAACUUAAAACCCAGUGUACAUUUUAGUGGGGAGCACAGGGCUGCGACUCAGGGGUGCCACUAUCCCAGCCAGGCCCCGCCUCUGAUCCUAGCUGCAGGAGGAAGCCAAACCAAGGAUCUGUGGUGGCCUGGGGCUCCUGCAGCCACCCAUGCAGGACCAGUCCCUUCUCUCUCCCAGACUGGGAACCAGUACAGAGCUCACAGGGCUCUGUCACACCCUAAGGUCCUCAGAUGUUCUCACCAAUAAACCUCUCCUGACACCAGAGAAUCAUUAUUUUUAGAGCAGACUCUACCUGGUGGUCUGACCUCUCCCUCCCCUAAGGAAACCUUCAAUGCUGCUUGGAUUACCCUAAAGGCUGAGAAGCCCCCAUGCAGCCCACCUCUCAUUUUAAGUCCCCAUCCCUGUAGAUUGUACGCCAAGUCACCCUUUGCCACUUAGUACAGGUAAUGGCCAUGGGGUCUUUAGCAAGGUGCUGCUACAGGAGAGUUUCAAGACACCUUAGAGGCAACAGAAUCUCCCCAUCCCACCACCAUGUCCCCACCUCCAGACCUGAGGGACACCAGAAUCAGCCUGGCUGUUCACAGAGGAAGCACUCAGGCCUGCUCUCUGCCCUAGGGACCCCGAGCAGCAGGGGUUGGCUCGGCGGUUCUCAGCUCAGGGCUGAGUUACUGCUAGAGGGCUGCGUGGUCAUGGGAGAAGGUAGUAAGAAGCAGAUGCAGCAGAGCUGGGAGGAGAGAGGCCCCCCACAUACACACACCUGUAGUUCAGGAUCUCAGUAAGAGGCUGGGGGAGAAAUCGGCAAACAUUUACUGAAGGUUAGUGGCUGUGAGGUGUUAAGUGUCAAUUCCCUGAAUUCUCACAGCAACUUUUUAGGAAGUGUUACUCUGAUCCCAUUUUACAGGAGAAGAAACUGAGGCACAAAGAUGACAAGUGACUGUCUCAGGAGCACAGCCACAAGGUCGUGAUGCAGGAGUGGGCUCCAGAGCCCAGAGUCCACACCCUGGCCCCCGCUGGGACCCCAGCAGCCUCUGCACUGGCUUAGCUGCCCACAGGGGAAUUCUCGCAUCUGUUACUGCUGCCUCCACCCCACACUCCUGCAGCUUUCAGGGAUGCUGGUAGCGCUCCCCCUCGGUGCUUGGAACCCAUCUGUCCCCGACGUCCCCAUCUGAGGGGCAGGCGGUGCCAACCGGCUAUGGCAAUUAGCUGGCUCGAACGGCUCGCUGCGCGGGCGGAGGAAAGGCGCAGAGCAGGUGAGCCGCGGCGGUGCUCGUUAGGGACCCUCGUUACCGCCCGGACAGCUGUGAUCCGGCCACAGCAGGACUCUCCUGGCCACACCUCCCAGCGUUCUGCCUCCCAGGAGUCCUUCGCGAAGGAUCCAAACUAAACCUGCAGCAAACUAGGAGCUCCUGGGAUCCACCGAGAUCCCGCACGCGCGAGCCGGCAGGUUCCACGGGCCCACGGACUUUCCGCCCCUAAGACCCUAAAUCGUCUUUGUCCACCGGGACUGGGGACUGCGUUUGGAGGCCCUGUCUUUAUUUGGGUUCCUGGAGUCGCCGCCUCGCACUCGACAAAAUGCUGGGGAGACCCUUGCCUGGAACUGCGGAGGGGCGACCCGGGCUCCGUAGUUUGGCCAGCAAGGACCCACGUGGCGGAAUGGAGCCGCUGCCUCGGACCUCCCUGCCCCUUUGGUGAGACUGCAAAGCUGUGUGGCUUUGAGUCCACUGGCUGAGGGAGGAGGUGGACUGUGUGUGUGUGUGUGUCCCCGCGCAGCAUGCAACCCCGCAGAGAUCUGACAAUCCUGCGGGGGCCAAACACCAAGGGGGACAUAAACCCAUGUCCACCAUCCUGAGUCCACUCCCAGGAUCCCGUACCCGGGCUGACAGGCCUAGCUUUGAGCUCUCAGUCCAUCCACACUCACGCUUGCCUGUGUGCUGGCCCUGCUGAGCGCUGGCGCUGCUGUGAAGCAGAAGUUCUCGCUUGCUCGUGGGCAGCUGGGCUCACCUGAAAGCCUGCGUGUGUCCCAUUUCUGGAGCAUUCCUCUUCGUUGCCAAAGACAUGAGGAAACUGUCAUAAGCAAGUCUUCCCCCUUCACCUUAGAAUCUACCUGGCAGUAGCUUCUUGUCUUGGAGUCAGGGCUGGAAUGGCCUUUCCAAAGCUGUGUGGUGUUAGAUCUAAGCCUCAGUUUCCUCUACAGUAGAAUGGAGUCAGUACAGUGACCUCUAGUGCACCCUGGGUAAAUCAGACUCUGCCUAGAAUAUCAGGGCUCCCUGGUCUACUUGGAAACAGAGGUCCUGGGAGCCCCUAGCUGGCAGGAGGGCGUGGUGCAUGAGAAUAGUGCUGGGUGUCACUUUGGUACACAAAUGGAACUUAGAAGCCUCCCUUGAGGCAGGUAUAGAUGGUUCUGGAAAGGAGUUGUCUCUCAGGCUGUGAGACCUCCCCAGAGUAGAAACAGGCUGGAUGUCUUUGUGUUUAGACAUGUACAGUAGCUGCUAGAUACAAGGGCUCAGGAAAAGGAAUGAAUGAAUGAAUGAUACAGUCAGAAUCAACGAGGGGCUUGGGGGAGCAGGGCUUGGAGAGUAUGGGGAAUAAGACAGGAUCCUCAAGUCCCCAGAAUCCUGUAUGGAUGGUGAACACUGAGGGGAUGAGGCAGUCAGUAGCUGGAUCUGGACUUGGUCCCUACAAGACGCUGGUUACAUGAGGAGACCUCCUCGAGUCUCUUUCUUAUGUAAGUAGACUCAUUCAUAACAGUGCAGAGUCAUGUUGCUGUGCAGAGUAAAGGAAAACUCCCAGGAGCCACUUUCUGCCUGGUCUCAACUGUAAAUGGAUGCUCUGGGUCCUGAGGCCUGCCCAACUGCAUCUGAACCCCACAUCUGAGCCAUCUCCACUCACAUAGCCAAGAAUGUAUAGGUCAUGUGGAGCCCAUCACAUGAAGACCUUUAGAGGGCAGCUGGCUGUGGGGAGGUGUAAUGCUUUGGCUGGGAUGUGCCAGCUGUGUGCCCUUGGGUGAGAGACCUGAGCCUUCUGAGCCUCAGUUUCUUGAUCUGCAAAAUGGGAUGAUACUAUUAUCUACAUGGGGUGCCAUAGUUAAAGGUGAACUUGGGCCUGGGCACACAGAGUAUUCUGAGAUGCAGAAGCAUGAGUGAUGGCAUGGUGCCAUCCCAUCAAACCCCUGGAAAAUCCUCCAAGGUGAGUCUGUUACCCUCUGAAGUACUCUGCAGCAUCCUAAAGGAUCUGCAUCCUCAGGACCCCAAGAGCAGCUUGCAGUGGUCAUGAGCUCUUUCCACACUUUCCACCCCCAAACCCCAGCACAGAGUAAGGCCCUUAUUCUUCAUUCUUUGUAGUGCACAAGGCUUCCUGGACCCUGGGCUGGAGCUUCCCCAUCACCCCCAGCUCAGGCCUCUCCAGGCUGUUCGGGCCAAGGCAGUGCUAAUGAAGACACCAAAGUCUAGUGUCCUCAGCCAACACAGGAAGGAAGUGGCUUAGGUCAGCCCUGGCGGGUGCUGGCAAACAACUGCCACAGCAGGGGCAGGGAGCCGAAGGACUAGGACAGCCAGGACGCUGCCCUCCUCCCGCCCCAUCCCUGUGUCCCUGGGCUGGGCUCACCCUCUUUGUCCCUCUAUCAGCCUCAGUCUCCUAGCCCCAUAACCUGCCGGCUGUCAUCAGCCACCAGCUCCAAUCUCACUCACUACUUUUCUGUUUUAAGGUCAAAGUCAUCUAACAUUCAUAAUGUUGUGCAACCACCAUGCCUAUCUAGUUCCAAAACAUGUUCAUCACAAGUAAAAUCCUGUACCUAGUAAGCAGUUACUCCCGAUCCCUGCCCCGGCCUCCUGUCUCUGUGGAGUUACUGGCUGCUCCCAAUCAGUGGAAUCAUAACUAUGUGACUCUAUCCCCUUAAUGUUUUUGAGGUGCAUCCUCAGUGUGACAUGUAUGUACAUUUUCUUUCUCAUAACUGGUCAAUAUUCUGCACUCUGUUUAUCUACUCAUCUGUCUCAUUAGCUUUUGAGCAGCUUUUUAGGUCCUUGAAUGAGACCUGUGAUGGUGAGGAGGUGGCCUGGACCAGGAGUUUAAGUAUCUAAAUCUCUGGGCAGUCUGGGUAUCCUCAAGUGAGUUGUUUGACCUUUCUGGACAUCAGUGUACUCAUACAUAGGUAAGAAAGUUGACAAAUGACAUUUCAAGUUAUGGUCCCCUGUGACUUGGUGCAACCUUAAAAAACCUCCAUAAAACUGGUGGACAGAAACAUGAUGUCUCUCUCACCUGCUACAAGCCUGUGUCAAGGGCCUGCAACAACACUUGUGCUGGGACUUUUACCACACUCCCUGAUGAGCCUGCACCUUGGGGCCCUACGCAGAACGCAGAACGAUAAGAAGCCAGCUGAAGAAAGGAAUGUUGUCUGUUUCUCCUUCUUCUAUAUGCAGCCAGAUUCUUGUCUGUUGUGACUUGGAAAUAAAAUGGCCAACUAAUUUGAAGCA